GCCUCUCCAUUGUGUUGGUGGCGCCGGCAGCGCGCCUCGGGGCCGCGCACAGUGCUCGCCGAUUGUGUCGAUGAGGCGGGAGGGAGCGCUGACUGUCUUCGGGGAUACAUUGUGACUGUUUCCAGUCUUACAUUGUAUCCAGCUUCAGGGGGGCAAUUGCAACAGGCUGCCGGGCAACUCCAACCCGAAAAAUGGAUCGGGAGCUCCAGAUGAUCAGCAUAACAAGUGAAACUGCAAUCGGUAAAGAGCUGGUCGUCGGCUUAUAAAAACUGCUGUAGAUGAACGACCUUUGUGUCUAGCAUUAAACCUGAUAAUCAAAGGAAUUAUGGCAGCCCAGAGAAUUCGUUCCACCAACACAAGUGGACUCCCUCGGUGUAAAUCUGAAGGAACAUUAAUCGACUUGAAUGAUGGAUUUUCCGAUCUUGGUAUGAACGAUGUCAAAGGGCCCUCUCCUAGUGCCUUGCGGUUGGAUUCAUCUACAUCUUUUGGAGAUGCACGUGAAGUUGUGGCGAUCAAGGAUUACUGCCCCACUAAUUUUACCACACUUAAAUUUAACAAGGGGGAUGUUCUGUAUGUUUUGGACACCUCUGGAUCUGAAUGGUGGUAUGCCCACAACAAUACUGAAAUGGGUUACAUCCCUGCUUCAUACGUUCAACCUGUUGUCAGGAGCUCUUCCCUUCGAGACAGUGGAAUGGUGGACAACAUUGGGGACAGUUCGGACGAGGGUGCCAAAGAGAUCGACUUAUUUGGAGAGUGGGGAGACGUCUUUGACAAAAUAACUUCAAAGCCCCAACAUAACAAUCCAUUUUUGAAUGGCUUGACAUCCUCCAAUCCAUUUCUGGACAGAAACAGACAGAGCGUUAGCUCCAACAAUCAACAGACAGCUAAAUCGGAAGUGGAUUUACUUUUGUUUGACUCUGAUACCCCACCUUUUACCAGUUCCAAACCAUUAACAGCUAACAACUCAAGUCAUGAUGUUUUUGAGGAAGACCUAUUAACCAGCUCCAAGGCUGAGUUUGAUCCGCUUCUCAAUAGGAACAAUCCCUUCUUCAGAAGCAAGCGAUCAUACAGUAUGUCUGAACUUUCAGUGUUGCAAGCCAAGUCUGAAGGAGCUUCCUCUUCUGGGUUCUUCACUGGCAUGCAGUCUCCAGAUCCUGAACAGUUCAAGAGCAGGGAGGACUUUCGAGCAGCUUGGCUUAACCACAGGAAAAUGGCACGCUCCUGCCAUGAUUUAAAUUCUCUUGGACAAAACCCUGGAUGGGGUCAGACACAACCUGUGGAGACUAAUAUUGCGUGUAAGCUGGAUAGCAGCGGUGGGGCAGUUCAACUACCAGACACCAAUAUCACUAUCCAUGUACCAGAGGGACACGUCCUUCCUGGAGAAAGCCAGCAGAUCUCAAUGAAAGCCUUGUUGGACCCUCCUGUGGAAUUGAACAAUGACAAAUGCACAACCAUUAGCCCCGUGGUGGAGAUUAAGUUAAGCAACAUGGAAGUGAAGACGUUCCUCACCUUAGAAAUGAAAAUUUCUGCUGAGUUAAAAGAAGAUACGGCAAUCAGAAAAGAUGCAGUAAUAACCUGUCUUUUCAGCGACAGCAAAGACGGGCCAUUCUCGCCCAUGCCUCAGGUUUAUCACUAUGGCGAUACGGUGCAGGUGCAGCUGGACAAUCUAGAGCCUUGCAUGUAUGCUGUUGUGGUAUCUCAGGCCAAAACGCUGCAGUACCCUGACACAGUGUGGGAUUGCAUUAACAAAAACAUCACAGUCGGUGUUUAUGGCCCUAAGCACAUCCACCCUUCCUUCAAGGCGGUGGUGGCUGUGUUUGGCCAUAACAGUGCACCCAAGUCAUUGCUGGUUAAUGAAGUAGGCCGAGAGGUUUUAAGUGCACCCCCAGUGGCUCUACAGCUGUGGGGCAAGCACCAGUUUGUGCUAGCCAAGCCGCAGGACCUGAAGCUCAGCAUCCAUCCCAAUAUUUCCAACUACGAGAUCAAAGCUGCCGACCAGGUUAAAGUCGUCCGUGGAUUUCAGGUGAGGCUUGGGAAGGUCAGCCGCCUCAUCUUCCCCAUCCAUUCGCGGCUCCCAGAAGAGCUCUCGGACUUCACGCUGAGGAUCCAGGUGAAGAGCGACCAGGAGGUGAUGAUCACACAGUUCUGCGUGAGGACGCCGCAGCCACCUCCGAAGUCCGGGACCCGGAACAGCGGACAGAGGAGGUUUCUGAAGAAGAAAGAAGUCGGCAAGAUUGUUCUGUCGCCCUUGGCUGUCACAAGUAAAUAUCCCGCCUUUCAGGACCGCCGUGUAAACAACCUUAAGUAUGGCAAACUGCUGAAAACUGUAGUAAGGCAGAACAAAAACUAUUAUCUCUUGGAGUACAAAAAGGGAGAUGUAAUUGCGUUGCUGAGUGAAGAGAAGAUUAGGUUUAAAGGGCAGCUGCGAACAAAGGAAUGGUACACUGGGUACUACCAAGGCAAGAUAGGCCUGGUGCAUGCCAAGAACGUGCUAGUGGUUGGCAAAAUUAAACCAAGCUUCUUCGCUGGGCCUGACCUCACCACCUCUACACUCUUGGACCAGAUUCUGCGUCCCAGCAAGUUCCUGACCUACAUUUAUGCCUCUGUGAGGAUGACACUGAUGGAAAACAUCAGCAGCUGGAGAGCAUUCGCAGACGCCUUGGGUUACAAAAACGUGCCACUUGUCCACUUCUGCAGGACAGAGAUAGACAGCGAGCCAGAGCGCGUGGCGUCUGUCCUGGAAAAGCUCAAGGAGGACUGCAAUGACACUGAGAACAAGGAAAAGAAGUCCUUUCAGAAAGAGCUGAUGGCUGCCUUGUUGAAACUCGAUUGUCAGGGUCUGGUUGCCAGGCUCAUCCAGGAUUUUGUCCUCCUCACCACUGCCGUUGAAGUGGCCCCUAGAUGGAGAGAAUUAGCUGAGAAACUGGCCAAAGUUUCUCGGCAGCAGAUGGAAGCUUACGAAGCUCCGCACAGAGACAAGAAUGGAGUUGUCGAGACUGAGGCUAUGUGGAAACCAGCCUAUGACUUCUUGCUGACCUGGAGUGCACAGAUUGGAGACAGCUACAGGGAUGUGAUUCAGGAACUACACCUGGGGCUUGAUAAAAUGAAGCAUCCCAUCACCAAGCGCUGGAAACACUUGACAGGGACCCUCAUUUUGGUUCAUGCUCUGGACAUCCUCAGGGCUGCAGCCUUCAGCCCCCCUGACCAGGAUGACAUUGCUAUUUAAUCUGGAUAUUCUCGAACUUGUCUUGGGAAGAUGUGGACUAAGUCCAGCCGGAGAGAAAAAUGACUUAAACAGCUUUGCCUUGAGUGGCUCAAGCCAUUUGGACCCAGUUUCUCAAGAUUGGCAGCAGAAUGGACAGAUCCUUUUAACAUGGAGUACUGCAAGGUUUUCUGUGUUGUAAAGAGCCUUGGUUGUCAGUUUUAUCACUGUUUCAAACUAUCGCCAUCAAGGGCAAAAUUCAGCCUUGUUCCCAAGUCAUUUUAAAGUGCCACCUCAUCUUGUGACUUGGGAGUGAAUUUUAAAAGCUUGUUUUGCACACAAAAUCAAUCAAAUUCAUUUUAGGGAGGGUGGGUGUGAAUUAAUUCACCAAUGGUUAUUCAUAAACUAAUUCCUAACUAAAUUCUGUUAUUGUUUCUGAUUCAUUUGCGAUUCUGCUUCACUGUACAGAGAUGCUAUGCUUUCACUGCAUGUUUCUUCUCCCCCCUUUUAAAUAGCACUACUUUUUGGUACUAUUUUUAAGUGUCAAAGAAUUGUUCCUUAGCCCAUAUUUUAAAGAAUUGACUGAAUGUAGUUUUUGAGCAUUGUGUGUAUAGUCCUAACUACCUCAGGUACGUUUAAGCUUUUCCCUCGUCUGCUUUAACCCUGAAAGCUCAUGUCUUCAUCUCCCUGCCUUUGCUUUCGAAACCCUGUGCUGUGGUCAACUGCCUGCUGAUCCCAACUUUUUGCCGAGUUAUUCUGCCUUGUAAGGCUGUCAGUUAAAAACCUGCAGAGGGAAAUUGGACAUGUCGAGACACGCUUGCACUGUGCAUUGGGGAGCUAGUCACAGCUACUGUGUGCUGAAUCGCUGACAAGCCACUAACAAGUCCCAUUCAGGUUAUUCAACAGAUGCCAUUUAGCUACAGCAGUGUUUUCCUCCAGUUUUUAAGUAGCAUAGCUUUGAAUGUUUGUUAAACAAUUGAAAAUGCUGCUGGUCAGGGAUAGGAUGGAGGAAAAGAAUUCAGUGCGUUUCAAAGCUGCAAGGGUUGUGAUAAUUCAGCACUCUAUACUGCAUUUAAAAACAGAGGUCAUAUUGCAUCUCCAGUCUCCCCUUCUCUCUCUCUCUCUCUCUCUCCCCUCAAUGUAAUGCAUUAUCCCAAUUCAUCACAUGCUUUGCCUUUUGUUAACCCUCUUGCUAACACUGAAGGUGCAUUUUAUUUGGAGUUUCUGAUUUAAACAUCACAAUUUCUUAAUGGCUUUUAAAUGAGGCAUGGGAUGGAUUAGGCAAAAGAUGAAGGCUAAUGGUUGAUGGAAUUGUUACUGCCUGCUGCUCCUUGUUGGGCUUAAUUGUGAAGAUUUUCGAAUGAGUGCGUUUUUAUGUUUUCCUCUUCACUAACUGAGAUUUUGCUAAUUAAUGUAACUUAAUCAUAUCCAGCAAACCCAGUUUUAUAUUUUUAUAUAUUUUUAAUCAAAACGUUCAGACAUGUUAUGACAUACCGCUAAAGCAGGUGGGUCUUGAAGCCAAACGUUCUGGUCAAAGCUACCCAGUUAUAGUCUGGACUAAUUAGCCUCUGUGAGGCUGCCAAUAAUACACAGUCAACACUUAGUUCUCCUCUAUGGGGAAGUUGAAACAGCAGAAUUUAGAAAACAAAUUCUAACACUCUUUGGCCAAAAAUGUUAAUGCUUUCAGAGCACACAACUUUCACUGAGAAUAAUGGGUUUAUUGGGCAGAGUAAUCACUCAUUUUCCAAACGUUAAUUAUCAAGCACACGUAAUGGCCUGGAACUGUUUUAUUUUUCAAUUGCAGUUUUCUUUUCGUUGUUCUGCUCUGAGAAAGAGUACAUGUCUUAAUUUUGCUCCCUCCCCCGUCUCUUUCCAUACCUGGAAAAACGUUGACAGGAAUGUGAAAGUUUGCUGUGAUCAGAAUUUCUUUUGGUGGUUUCCCUCUGCAUCACUAACUUGGUAGUCAUGUAGGUCACGUGGGCUGCUCGUGGAUUCCAUAUUAUUCUCCCCACAUGUAAUGUUGUGGACCGUACAGCGAGCACCUCAGAAUGCAGAGUCCAAAGUCCUUUUCCCUGUUGAUUUUUGAUAAUGCAAACUGAAUCUGGAAGUCUGCCCAACUACCUCCCAAAUUUAGACAUGGAAAACCUUUUUUUUCUUGUCUGUGGUUAGCCCACGGUUUCCUUUGAUGGCUGAUAGCAUGGUACUGCCUCCAGGGAGCUCUGGAGGAAAGACAACUCCCUAAAUUAAAUUGUAAUAAGUUUGUCCAGAUUUACUUGCUAUUGGGUGUGGAUUUACCCAACUGAUGCCUAGAAACUAUAUAAUGAAUUUUGUUAUCUUCAUUGGAAAAGCAAUUAAUAUUCUGAGGUCAGACUCCUAAAUUAGUUAUAAAUAUUAUACUGAUUAUGUGACAUUUAUUUUGGUGAGAACUGAUCUACAUGAUUCCAGAAAUUAAUAUGAAACUGGUGAUGAAUGCUCAGACAUUUUCCUUUUGAGCUAUAAUUUAAUUUAGCCUAAUAUAUAAUUCCUAACUGAGUUCAGAUGAAUGGGAGGUUUGCUCCACCCAUCUUGAGGACCCCAGCAAGAAAACCAGUUUUCUUAAUUAUCAAAAAAUGCUGAUGCCAAAUGCUUGACUGGUUAAAUUCUGUUUGAUUUGUAAAGGGAAUUUGUACAUUUAUAAAUAGUUGUUGAUAUUUAAAUAAUAUACGACUUAUUCUAGAGUUACAGUAAUAAUUUAGUGCAGGAAGAGUCAGGAUUAGGAAUUCCAGUUUGUCCCAUCCAUCUCUGGUGUUUCUGAAAUAACCCAUGCGGAGCCCCAUCCAUUGCUUAAAUCCCCUGAGCUGUUUGAGUACAUAGCAAUACUGGGUAGAACAAUAAGUCAAAGCACGACACACAUUUGCAAAAACUGUUCUGCCACCUGAGAUGUAUGUAAAACUGUUUUGAAUUCAAAGUAGUUUCCCCUCAGUCCAUUGGUCUGACUGACCAAGUAAUUUUCCAGGUUCACCUUAUCAAUGUGACAAAAUACUUCUUAUCGCUCAGAGAGGCCACUUUUAAAAUUUUUAUCUGUUCAGAGCCUUGGUUUUUUUUUUGAUGCUCACUGAGGAUUUGGAGACUCUUUGAAUAAUUGGUGAAGGUGCUGAAAUUGGAUCGCGUGGUUUGAUUCCACUAAACUGUGUCAUCAAAUUGACCUAAGUCACGGGCAAAGUUGUUCUUAUGACAGUAUUAUAUGUGUAGGUGUCUGAUCAGAAGACAUAUCCUGCUACUAGCUUAGUUAGAUGAGUUCUGAAGGUGGGCAUUUCUGUCAACCACCUUUCCUGAAUAUUUUGCGAUGUUGGAGUUGGGAGGGACCUACAUCAAGUGAGUUUAUUGCCAUGGAAAGUGAAGGCCUCCUUCAAAUGAUAGGUAGUUCUGAAAAUAACAGCACUAUUAAUUGAGGCAAUCUGAUUAAAAUCCUGUUGUAUGUGAAGUCUGUCUUUUAAUAGUUCAUGCUGAAUUUAUUUGUUUUGCCCAUACUUCAACCCAAUCUUGCACAAUUGAAGUGACCCUUCCAGAUUGGCCUCUGGAAGUGUGAGGUGUUGUUCAAUGUUGACAUUUUUAACCCUGAAAUUCAUUUACUCAACACUUUGUAAAUUAAUGUAAAUUUACCAUUUUUGUAACCUGCUUGCAGUUCUGGUCAUAUUUUGUGAUUGGGCCUGUUUUGUGUGUUUAAUGCUGUAGAUAAGAGAAAAUGAUUGAAUUACUUCAAGGGUUAUAUAUCAUCUGUGAAGAGAAUCCUAGCGUCUGGUGUACUUUGUGUAGGAUUCAGACUUUUUUUUUAAAAAAGGGACCACUUUUGACUACACCAAUUCAAACUUGAAUGUCAUAACCUCAACAUACAUUCUUCCACUGAUCUAUAUUGCUUCAUACAUACUGUCACAGUCUUUUAUAUCGAAUAACGUACUAUUUUUCAACAGGGCACAGGAUUGUAUUCAUGUAUUCACCAUUCUGGCCAAAAUGGACUUUCAUCCAAUCACACUAAGAUAGUUUCUGGGUUUGCAUUCCAAACAAAACUCUUUACCCGGAACUGAUCAACCUUUUUUUUUGGGCGUGCGCAUGUCUCUUCGCAGUUCAAUGUCACCAUGCAUCUAUAACUUCCCCCAAUUUAAAAUAUGUAGUUUGAAAAUUAUUGUACAAGCAUAGUUGUGAUUUUACCACGACACUACAGUUGGAAAGGAGGAUUGAUUUUGUAUGCUGGAGUUGUGUUGAGAACACACUAGUUCUCCAUUGUUGGUGGGUCAAAAUUGUGGAGACCCUUCCGUAAUAUUUCUGUGGUCAAGCUGCUGGCGUCAAGGUGGCUCACCAUAACCUGAUCAAGCAAUGGACAGUAAAUGCUGUCCUUUCCAGUGAUGCUCAGAUCCCAUGAGCAAAUAAAAAGAAGUUGAAAGAUAUGUGCUUCAGUUUGAGAUGGCACGCAAUUUGGAGUUAUGAUUAAUCUACAUUGGACUCUCAAUUUCUUUCCAUUUUUAACCACCCAUGUUGUAAUACCUGUUAAUUCCGUCUUAAUCGAAGCGAUGCUUCACUUCCUUUUUCCAUCCAUGUUCUUAGAUCAGCAAUAAAUAAAUCAGUAAGCUAGCCUGGACCUUCACCUCAGUGCACUUUCUACCACAUACUCUCUUGACUGAGAGUUGCUGCAUUAUUUACCACUCACUUGCUUCCUGACACACACAGCACACUCUUGUCACACUGACAGAUAUUGUAGGCUGCCGUUUGGAGAUAUGAAUAGCCUUAUUUCUGUGAUUUUGUUUUUAAAGCCACUGCUUUCCAUUUCUCUACCUAUUUAUGAAAAGUAAUUUCUAGCUUCAUUGACACUUCGGUUUUAAACAUCUUCAUUUUGCAAUAAAAAAAAUUGUAAUUCUA
Chiloscyllium plagiosum (whitespotted bambooshark) is the source of this 8095-nucleotide messenger RNA. RefSeq names its product SH3 domain-binding protein 4-like. Lineage: Eukaryota; Metazoa; Chordata; Chondrichthyes; Orectolobiformes; Hemiscylliidae. The record is from RefSeq and is a predicted model, not a curated record. Gene Ontology annotation, molecular function: protein binding. Gene Ontology annotation, cellular component: cytoplasm.